AUGCAUUCAGCAACAUUCAUAGCCAUUGUCGGUCUGCUAAUAGCCGUGUAUAUUGUCACGCGGCGUAAAUCAACUUCGUCUUUGUCCCUGCCGCCGGGCCCCAAGCCAUUGCCGAUAAUUGGCAAUGUCCACCAAGCUCCCAAGUCCCACGGCUGGAGGACGUAUCGCGAAUGGAGCAAGCAGUAUGGGCCCAUCGUUCACGUCAACAUGCUUGGACAGCCCAUCAUCAUUUUGUCUACGUCUGAAGUAGCCCACGACCUCCUAGCGAAGCGUGGAGCCAUAUUUUCGGACCGACCUCGUCUUUUUUUGGCGACAGAGUUGGCCUUGAAAGGACUCAACAUCCUCAUGAUGAAUUACACCGACCAAUUCCGACAACAUCAGAGGCUACAGGUCUCAGUGUUAAACGCGACGCCGGCAGCCGCCUAUCUCCCCUUCCAGACUCUGGAAUCACAGCAAUUGAUACACGAUCUCCUGGAAAAUGCGGGCGGCGCUGGUGCUGACGUUCAAGGACAUUUUCAGCGCGCAGUCGCUAGCAUCAUCCAUGCGUUGCUGUAUGGCUUCCGUGUCAAAGACUACAACGACCCGGUGCUUCGCGCCGUUGUUAAACUCAACGAUGAGUUCUCCGAGUUUAUCCAGGUUGGCGCGCACAUUGUUGACCAGUUCCCUGUGCUUAAUAAUCUGCCCGGCUUCUUGGCCCCAUGGCAGGCAAAGGCUGAGAAUCACUACACGACCAAGUAUGAUCUGCGCGCUGAAAACUUUCGGCGGGGCCUGGAGUCGGACGCCUGGAAUAUAUCAAAGCAUCUCAAGAAGACCGUCGAAAAGGAUAGCCUCGACAUGCCCUUGGACGAGCUAGCGUUUGAGCUUGGUACCAUGAUUGACGCCGCGCUGGACGGUACUACAGACAGCUUGAUCUGGUUUGUGGUGGCCUGCAUCACCCAAGACCAGGGCUUCGUCGCCAAGGCACGCGAGGAGCUGGAUGCCGUUGUCGGGCGCGACCGACUCCCAGUCCCAGAUGACAAGCCCAAGCUGCCGUACGUCACCGCUAUUGUCGAAGAGAUAUUCCGUUGGCGACCCGCUGGCCCCGAGGGCGUCCCUCACUUGAACAAGGAGGAGACUACCUACAAUGGAUAUAUCAUUCCCAGGGGAUCUGUUAUUGUACCCAACGUUUGGACAAUCUCCCGGGAAGAGGCCUUGUUCGGCCCGGAUCCCGACGAUUUCAUACCGGAUCGCUGGCUCGACGAGGACGGCAAAACGCUCAAAGCCCUCCCCCCUGCCGUCUUCGGCUAUGGAAGGCGGACCUGCCCGGGGCGGUAUUUCGCCCGUAAUGCUAUCUGGGUAGUCGUCGCCCAGCUGCUAUGGUCAUUCGACAUCAAGGCUGGCCUGUCUGAGGAGACGGGCGAGCCCAUCCUCGUUGACCCUAUUGCAUGCACCUACGGCCUGGUUAUGCGGGCCCUGCCUUUCAAGGCUUCGUUUAACCCUCGUGGGCCUUGGGUGCGUGAAGUGAUUGCCAGAGAUGGUGACACUUAUAGCAAGGAUCAUGCGGCCAUGCUCAACCAAAUUGGGGCAGAGUUCGCUAAGCUGUAG
Messenger RNA from Aspergillus thermomutatus, 1584 nucleotides. RefSeq names its product cytochrome P450. The transcript has 2 exons. Lineage: Eukaryota; Fungi; Ascomycota; Eurotiomycetes; Eurotiales; Aspergillaceae. The record is from RefSeq and is a predicted model, not a curated record. Gene Ontology annotation, molecular function: heme binding; iron ion binding; monooxygenase activity. Bases 1 to 1584 code for a protein of 527 amino acids.